AUGCGCCCACGAUGGAAAAACAAAUAUAUAUAUUUAAAUAUUGCCCUGUAAUGAAAGUACCGCAUGUAAACAUACAAUAAUAACAACAAAAAUAAAUGAUUGCUUGAAUACGAAAAAUUUAAAAUUAAAGACCAAAAAUUUAGGAUAUAUGAUAGUAUCGUAAAACAGGAGAAAAUAAUGAAGACACUUAUUAAUAGAAGACAUAAAUACUGUAUUUAACGCAGAAGAAGCAACGUUGAAAUUUGAUAAACAUAAUAUUGAAAAGUGUAAAUGUUCAGGUACUCUGUCAUUCAUUAUUGCACGUUGUAUCGUGGCAGUGUGGUUUGUUACUUGUGUGUUUUUUCACAUGGAGAAGCUUUUGUUUAAGUGUUUUAUUCGUAAGAGUUUUUGUGUGGAAAGACAAAACAUAGUUACUUCCUCUUACACGUAAUUUGAACUACAGACAGACUGAGAGACUCACAGACUAUAAAAAGAUGACGAGAACAUCUGCACUCUAUUUGGGGUUAAUCAGAGGCACUUUAAAUUGUGGCAUGUGCGAUCUGAACAGCCACAUUAUAGGAGGGUGUGCACACUUAUGUAACCAUAUAAUCUCAGUUGUUUAUUUUUACUUACCCUCUCGAAAAUAUUUUUUAAAAUUAAGUUCUACAAGUUAUAGGUCUCAUUAUUAGUGGAAAAUGCUUUGAAAUGAUUUAUCUUGGUCUCAUGUUUGUAUGUCACAAAAACUUGACAUUUGAACAGGGAGACUGUAGACUGUUUAAAUCCACUGUAGCUAGAUCCAUAAUAGUUCUAUCAGAAUCAGAAUCAUCUUUAUUUGCCAAGUAUGUCCAAAAAAUACACAAGGAAUAUUGCACAUUGAAACUUGAGAGGAAUUAAAAACGUUUAAAAAAUUAAUGUAAAUUGGAUAAUAAUCAGUGGAGGGAAGAAGCGAAGUAAAAACACUUUUGUUACUGUACUUGUAGAUUUUUCAGGUAUCUGUACUGUAUUUGAAUGUUUAUUUUUAUUCAAACUUUGUACUUUUAUGGUCUACAUUUUAAAACAGAUGUAGAUCUGUACUUUCUACUCCUUACUUUGCCAAAAUAGGUUUGUUACUUUUCUCAAACCUCCACGGACGACGAUGUGUGACGUAAAUAGAGUCAACAGCGGACAGCAGCGACCUGGCGGAAAGUGAACCAGGGAACGACGAUGCAACAGAUUUGGAAAGGCAUUGCGCGCAUGCGCAUUGCCCUUCCGCCUGCCUUGAGUCCACCGCCUUGACUGACUCCUCUUCCGCCGCCAUCCCUCAUCCAAACGUGCACAUAAUCAUGAGCUUCACUGUGGAAAAGAGGGGCAUUGCCAACUCCCUGAGCUACCGCUUGUUCUUCAAGAAUUCUGAAGGGAAGUACAUCUCACCAUUCCAUGACAUACCAAUAUAUGCCAAUGAGGGACAGGACAUCUUUCACAUGGUGGUAGAAGUACCAAGAUGGACAAAUGCAAAGAUGGAGAUCGCCACAAAGGAUCUCUUGAACCCAAUAAAACAAGACGUGAAGAAGGGCAAGCUGCGCUACGUCGCUAAUGUUUUCCCCCAUAAAGGCUACAUAUGGAACUAUGGAGCCAUUCCUCAGACUUGGGAAGAUCCAGCGCACAAAGACGGAGACACCGGCUGCUGCGGGGACAACGACCCCAUUGACGUCUGUGAAAUCGGGUCCAAGGUGUGUUCUCCCGGCGAGGUGAUCACAGUGAAGGUUCUCGGGAUCCUGGCUAUGAUCGACGAGGGUGAGACUGACUGGAAAGUGAUUGCAAUCAACAUUGAGGACCCUGAAGCCAAUGAGCUCAACAACAUCACUGAUGUUCAGAGAUUGAAGCCCGGCUAUCUGCAGGCCACGGUAGACUGGUUCAAGAAGUACAAAGUGCCUGAUGGGAAGCCAGAGAACAAAUUUGCUUUCAAUGAGGAGUUCAAGGACAAGGACUUUGCCAUUAAAAUUAUCAAGCGCACUCACAACUUCUGGAAAGCUCUGAUUUGCCAACAGACCGACGGUGGUGAACUGAACUGCAGAAACACGUGCACCUCAUCCAGUGACAGCCCUUUCUGCUGCUCGAUGGACGAGGCUAAAACUGCUGUCGGUGAUGCAUGUCCUUGUGAAAAGGUGGAGCCCAUCCCAUCAUCAGUCGAUAAAUGGUUUUACUACGACAAGAAGUAAUCUACAAGCUUACUGCAUGGGAGAAGAAAGUGGACAUUUCAUCUGUCAUAGGCUUACUUGAAGACGAUAGGAACUUUUGUAGCAGUGGAACGAGACAUUGCAGGUUUUGUAAGGUGUCUGUCUUCCUUAUGGAAAUGUGAGAUAGUGGGUUGAGAUUGUAGUGAUAUGGAAAAAAAUGCAUUUAAUUCUUCCCUUAUUUAUCAAAAGCUUUCCCUACACAUGAGGUGGAGGUUUAAAACUGACAGGUGCAAAGCCUAUUAAUAUGUGUGCCAUGUAAGAUACACUGAAUUGCUUUAAUAAAGCUACGCUAGUAAAUAAUCAA
Molecule: messenger RNA, 2499 nt
Organism: Phyllopteryx taeniolatus (common seadragon)
Lineage: Eukaryota; Metazoa; Chordata; Actinopteri; Syngnathiformes; Syngnathidae
Gene: ppa1b
Product: inorganic pyrophosphatase 1b
Exons: 12
Coding region: 1302-2177 (291 amino acids)
Biological process (GO): phosphate-containing compound metabolic process
Cellular component (GO): cytoplasm
Molecular function (GO): inorganic diphosphate phosphatase activity; magnesium ion binding
Source: RefSeq, a predicted model, not a curated record